UAAAGAUUGAAGCAGAAUGGAGGAUGAGAUCGAUGACGGCCCGUUCAAGGCCACGGUGGAAGAGCUGAGGGAAUUAAUGGAGUACAGACGAGGCGAGGCAAUUUCAGAGAUCAAAAAUAGAUACGGGGACGUGCAAGAAUUAUGCUCAAGAUUAAAAACAUCACCCACACAAGGAUUAAGGGGGCUGCCAACUGAUUUGAGUCGCAGAGUGGCAACGUAUGGCAAGAAUUUAAUUCCUCCGAAACCGCCAAAAACAUUUUUGCGGCUCAUGUGGGAAGCCGUUCAAGAUGUAACACUGAUCAUGUUGAUAAUAGCUGCCCUUGUCUCAUUAGGCCUUUCAUUUAUUCCAAAAAGUGGUGAAGAUAGUAGUGGUAGUAGUACAGAGGAGAAGGCAGAAUGGUUUGAAGGUGUCGCGAUUCUUGUUGCAAUUCUUAUCGUCGUCUUAGUUACAGCUUUUAACGACUACUCCAAAGAACGCCAAUUUCGCGGCCUCAAAGAUAAACUUGAUCAAGAACAUAAGAUGUCGGUUAUACGAGCCGGUGACAUCAAGCAAAUCAUUGUAGCGGAAAUAGUAGUUGGAGAUAUCGCCAUUUGUAAAUACGGUGAUCUGUUACCAGCAGAUGGUGUGAUUAUUCAAAGUAAUGACUUGAAGAUAGAUGAGAGUUCUCUGACAGGAGAAUCAGACAGCAUCAAGAAAGGGGUGGGCAAUGACCCCAUGCUUUUAUCAGGUACCCAUGUAAUGGAAGGCAGUGGAAAGUUUGUAGUGACUGCAGUCGGACUUCAUUCGCAAACUGGUCAGAUCUUCUCCCUUCUCUUAGGAGACGGAAAGAAGAAAGGUCCCACAAAGGUGAAGGUUGAAGAAGCAGCCGAAGAGACACCUGUCGGAACCUAUAGUAAAGGCUGUUCAGUUGCUGUGUUGACGAUUCUGAUCCUCAUCGUGCGGUUGUGUAUCGUAGAAUUUGGUAUAGAAAAGAACAAGUGGUCAAAUGACUACUGGGCGGAGUUUGUCGACAGUUUUAUACUUGGCGUGACUGUCUUAGUUGUGGCCGUCCCAGAGGGACUCCCGCUUGCUGUCACCAUUUCAUUAGCAUAUUCUGUUAAGAAAAUGAUGUAUGAUAACAACUUGGUAAGACAUCUGGAUGCUUGCGAGACGAUGGGAAAUGCUACAGCCAUCUGUUCGGACAAGACCGGCACGCUGACCACCAACAGAAUGACAGUGGUCCAGAGUUAUAUAUGUGGCACUCAUCAUAAGUCUACUCCAGCCAGUGGAAGUAUACCAGAAAAUGUGUACCAAACUUUGAUUCAAUCAAUCUCCAUCAAUAGUGGAUAUACUUCCAGGAUAUUGCCAGCUGAGGUCGAGGGGCAACUUCCACGCCAAGUAGGUAACAAGACAGAAUGCGCCCUUUUAGGUUUCGUCUUAGAAAUGGAUGAUGACUAUCAGAUGGUUCGUGAUCGUUGGCCACCUGAGCGGUUUAUUCAUGUAUACACAUUCAACUCCUCGAGAAAGUCCAUGAGCACGGUAAUCCCAUUAGAAGACGGUGGAUAUCGUCUCUUGACUAAGGGUGCUUCGGAGGUCAUCAUGAGGAAAUGUGUUCAAAUCCUGGAUGAUGAAGGAAAUCCUCAACCAUUCUCCCCUGACCAAAAGAACAAGAUCCAGAAUGAUGUAAUCGAACCUAUGGCUUCAGAUGGUUUGAGAACGCUUAGUCUGGCCUACCGUGAUUUUGGUCCAAAGGAGAACCCAGACUGGGAGGAUGAGGCAAGCAUUGUGCAGGCUUUGACUUUCCUAGCCAUAACUGGAAUUGAGGAUCCUGUCAGACCGGAGGUACCACAUGCCAUAUUGCAGUGUCAGCAGGCUGGUAUCACUGUUCGCAUGGUAACAGGUGAUAACAUCAACACAGCUCGUUCCAUCGCUACCAAAUGCGGCAUUCUCAAACCAGGCGAUGAGUUCUUGGUCUUGGAUGGCAAAGAGUUCAACAAGAAAAUCAGAGAUAGAAGUGGCAAAGUUCAACAACAGCUGCUUGAUAAGAUCUGGCCUAAGCUGAGGGUACUAGCCCGCUCCUCCCCUACUGAUAAACACACCCUGGUGAAGGGGAUCAUAGACAGCAAAUUGAAUCCAAACAGAGAGGUGGUGGCCGUCACUGGAGAUGGAACAAACGAUGCCCCUGCUUUGAAAAAGGCAGAUGUUGGAUUUGCUAUGGGUAUUGCUGGUACAGACGUUGCCAAGGAAGCCUCCGACAUUAUUCUAACGGACGAUAAUUUCACAAGUAUCGUAAAGGCGGUGAUGUGGGGAAGGAACGUGUAUGACAGUAUUGCCAAGUUCCUUCAGUUUCAGCUGACGGUCAAUUUAACAGCCAUUACCGUCACAGUCGUCAGUGCUAUGUCCAUUGGUGACAGUCCUCUAAAAGCUAUUCAGAUGCUGUGGGUUAAUCUAAUUAUGGACUCAUUGGCGUCAUUAGCCUUAGCCACGGAACCACCGACACCUGCACUGCUUACUAGGAAGCCAUAUGGCCGAACCAAGCCUCUCAUAUCACGCACAAUGAUGAAAAACAUUCUAGGCCAUUUUGUAUACCAGUUCAUUGUCAUUAUAACUCUUCUGUUUGCAGGUGAAAAACUAUUUGACAUUGACAAUGGUCGAGACCCACAUAACCAUGGUCAACCCACACAGCAUUUUACGAUUAUUUUUAACACUUUCGUUCUUAUGCAAAUUUUCAAUGAAAUUAACUCAAGAAAAGUUCAUGGUGAACGUAAUGUUAUCUCUGGAAUUUUAGAUAACUAUAUCUUCAUUGGAGUUAUUGCAUCAACAGUAGUUGCUCAGAUCCUACUUGUUUGUUUUGGAGACAUAAUUUUCAGCUGUAAGGCCUUGGAUAUUGUUCAGUGGCUGUGGUGUAUCGCAUUAGGUCUUGGCACGCUGCUCUGGCAACAACUUAUCUGUUCCAUACCUACUAAAAAGCUGCCUAGGUUGCUGGCUAUUGGCCGAUCGGCCGACACCGGUAUCCGUAUUACAACAACAGAAGUAGGUGACCAAGUAGAUGUCAGCCGGUCAGAGUCGCGUGCCGAAUUGAGACGUGGUCAGAUUCUCUGGAUGAGAGGAAUCACACGAUUGCAGCAGCAGAUAAGGGUAGUUCAUGCAUUCCAAGAUGGCCUUAGGACAAUAGAACGCAAAAGUCUUAAUAACUCAAUCCACGAAUUCAUGUCGAAUCAGAACAAGUACGAGAGUGGAAGUAUUAAGCACGAUGCUGAUAAUGCCCCGAACGCCACCGUGAAUAGUGCUGAAACUGCUCUUUAAGAUCGCUGCUGUGGAUGAGAUUGAGUCGCAAUGAAAGAUACUGGACAAAAAACAUAAAAAAAGUGUGUUAUUACGCAACAAGGGCAGCAUUAAGGGAGUUCACUAACAAUUGUUGAAAAAUGUGAAUCAAUAAAGUGCCCCUUUGCUCUAAAUUUCCUCAAAAGAUGAAUGGUGCAUUAUGUUGAAUGAUAUGUCAGUCAUGAAGGGCGUAUCUUAUUCCAGCGUUGCUAUCGCGUAGUUCAUCGUUCUUUAAAGGUUUUUAUUUUUAAAGACUGUUUACAUUUUGAGGAUGACUUGAAGAAAUCUGGCGUCUCAAACACAAGUUGAGGAAUGAGUUAUUGUCGACCUACGUGUGUUUUAAGUUAAACCUAUUCUGUUUUCCAUUUGAAAUUGAGUGAUAUGUUUAUCGUGUGUGUUAUUGAUUUCACAUGAAACUUGCAUGUAUGAAAUGAGGUACUUUACGUGAAAACUCCACGUUUAUACUUAUUGUGUCGUUCUUUCAGCGGAAACGGGAACUUGGUUAGAUUGAGCUAAACAAGCGUAAUCACUCCGAUUCUAAUAUGUUUGUGCGUGAGUGUGUUUCAUUUGUUUCCUCCAGUUUGUCCAGAAAUUGAAUGGUAAAUAAUAUAAAUUAUGUUGUUUUUUUUCAAGUUUUUUGUUAGAAUCAUUUAUAGCAAUAAUUGUAUGUUUUAUUAAUGGUGUUCGCAUUUUGAAGUUUUUUUUUUAUUUGAAUGGAUUAUGUAACUUUUAUGAUGUGUACUUUUGAAUGAGAUUUGACCAGUAGCAGUCUACAGAAGACUGUAUAACCUAUGUUUUAUAAUAGCAAUUAUAUUGAAAUUACAGAUUAAUUAGAAUAUCGAAGCUAUUUUUAUGAUUGGAUUUAAACUCAUUUAGUGUUGGGUUUUUCAUAUUAAUCAUUAAUAUCAUUUAAAGGAUUAUUGUGCCAUUAUCUUGUAAAACCAGUAAACUCAACAUUAUUAAGGUAUUCCAAGGUAGUAGAGAAGUGAUAAUGUGCAUAGACAUAUUUUCAUAAAUUUAUUAAUUACUGUAUUUGUAGAAUUUCUAAUAUGAAUGAUAUGUGGUGUCUUCAGUUAACCUUGAUAAAGCCCUGUUCAGACUAUGUGAUGUGCCUGAAUACGGUCAUGAUGACAUUACAUCAUGACAAUAUAUAGGCACAUCUUGACUAUAUAUGGGCAUACAAAGUUUUUUUUCAAAGAAAAGUUGAUAAUCUGAACAGAGCUGAAAUAUUAAAAUAAAAAUAAAAAUAUUAAUAGUAAAAUAUUAUAAUCUCCUGUGGGCAUAAUCAGUUUAUACAUUAUUAAUACAUACAUCUUAGCUAUAUCAUUAUUAUUAUUAUUAUUAUAGCUAUGAAUGAAUAUUGUAAUGUGAAAAUUCCAAUUGAAUUUCUUUUCAUUUUUAUUUCAUUCAACUUGGUAUGAGAUUGAUGUUUAUUCUUUUUAAUUAUUACCAGUAAUAAGAAGUGGAAGAUCCUUCUUGAAUAUUAGUGUAAACAUCAGCAACUGUAUCAAUCGUUCGUUUUUGUACUGAGACAGUAGCGUGUAAUUUUCAUACCACCACGGGUUACAUUAGUUAUUAUGUAAAUUAGAUCACGAUCAAAUUAUGACGCUCAGAACAUUGUAGAGUUGAUUACUUGGUGAUCUAGGAGUUACGAAUAAAUAGAUAUAGUGUUGGUCCUUUCUAGUGUUUACAUUUUUAUAAAGUUCUACAAAAGUAAUCCUCAAAAAUGCGUGUGAUUGGGUGUUGUGGCCCUGUAUCAGUCAAGGAUUUGUUUAGGAUCAUUUACAAUUAUAUGCAUUGUGAGAUAAACAGGUGGUUUACGUGUUUGCAUCUAUAAAUAACCAUUGUGUGAGUUAGUUUGUUGCCGAAGCAGAUAUCAAAUCAAACCUUGAAUGGUUUUAAUCAAAUUUUUGUAACCAUGGGAAAAAAUUAUUGUGAGUAAAUGAGACAUUUGUAUAUAGGCUAUUACUAGUUAUAACAAUGUAGCAUCUCUUUGUAGAAGAGGCAAAUCAGGAUUGUUUGUGGCCAAUUGUUGUGAUAAAAGUAGAGUUUGAUGUUGUGUGAAAAAAAAGUUUUAAAAAGUACGACAUGCCAAUGGUGUUCGUAUUGACUUGAUCAGAUAGGUGUAAACUGCUGAUAUAAAUUUAAAGUAAUCAUUAACCAAAACACAUUGUCUAGCCACAAAGAAAGCAGGGGUUACCUUUUUUGUUUUUAUAUGGGAUGGGGAUUUUUUAACUUGUCCAACCCUUAGUCAAUUCCAUGAUUGCUGAGCAUGCAUAUUUAACACCUGUAAUGUAAAUGCAUUAAAAUUUACAUAUUAAUUAUGCAUUAAACAUAUUACCUAGCAUAUACAUAACAGUAAUGGUGAUGUGGUUUGUCAGUGGCAUUUAUUUUGCAUGCAGUGUUGCCAUUGGUGAAUACUUGUUACUGUAUUUGAAUAAAUAUUAUUGUUAUGUGCAAUUAUGAAUAGAUGUUUUUCAUUGGAUGUGCAAAUUUGCAUAUCAAUACAGUAUAAAUAUAUAUAUGUAAAUUUGCAUAUCAAUAAGGUAUACAUAUGCAAUUAAUUGCAUUAUUUGUACACAGGAUAAAAUUUCACAAUAAAAUGUUGGAGUUAUUUAUGCAUACCUGUUUCUACAUAACCAUAGUUAUUUACAGUACAGGUAUGUGUUUGCAUGCAAUAUGGUAAAUGUGAUUUUAUAUACAGUUUUGUCAAUGAUGGUUUGGGAAAUAUCAUUUGUGUGUUGAUAACAAUAGUGUAAUAAUUGGAACACUGAGUAAAAAAAACAGGCCAAACAGGCUUGAGUAUGAAUAAAAAAAAAAAAAUUUAGUUGAUUAAUUUCUAUGCAUAAUACAAAGAAAAAUCUGAUCAAAUGCUUAUUGCUAAAACACUGCAGGGCAUCAUGGUUAAUGUUUUUUUCUCUUUUACUAUCGUAGUUUGCGAUGGUUAGGUCACCCUGAUACACAUGUUAGCGAACAAGCAUAAUCAGGGAGGUGAUAUUGUUGCUUGUUAACUUCAUAAAUUUACUUAAUUGGGUCUUUGUUAGUAUACUUGUAGAGGAGGUGUUUUAUGAUAAUGGUAAUGUACUCUCUCAGUAAUGGUAUGAAUAAAAAUUUCCCUCCUGUUUUGGGUACAGGUAGUUAUUAACCACAUUUGCAAGGGUGUGCAGGCUACCUGAAAUUGAUUCCACUUGCAUAGGUGAAAGUAAUAUUGCCUGCCACCAUUGCAGGCGUUUACUGGCCACCGUUAUAGAUGUUUACUGACUCCCUGUACAAGUAUUUAUACUGGCUGUGCUGGUAGGAUUUCUGAUAUUUAAAUACAUAAUACAGUAAUAUUAAAGAUGCCCUUGUAUAUGAUUUGUUUUCAUAUUAAAAGAUGGACUGUUCAUAUUUAUUCUUUUGCGUAGGUUUUAUUACUUUUCUUUCCACUUUUGUUAGCACUCCUCAUGUAAUUAUAUAUGUAAAAAUGUUGAGCACAAAUUAAAAGGAAACAGUUGCAAA
Anneissia japonica is the source of this 6802-nucleotide messenger RNA. RefSeq names its product plasma membrane calcium-transporting ATPase 1-like. Gene Ontology annotation, cellular component: membrane; intracellular membrane-bounded organelle. Gene Ontology annotation, molecular function: ATP hydrolysis activity; PDZ domain binding; P-type calcium transporter activity. The record is from RefSeq and is a predicted model, not a curated record. Gene Ontology annotation, biological process: regulation of cytosolic calcium ion concentration; calcium ion transmembrane transport. Lineage: Eukaryota; Metazoa; Echinodermata; Crinoidea; Comatulida; Comatulidae.